Messenger RNA from Lycium barbarum (goji berry), 1189 nucleotides. RefSeq names its product vacuolar protein sorting-associated protein 2 homolog 2-like. NCBI's taxonomy places the organism in Eukaryota, Viridiplantae, Streptophyta, Magnoliopsida, Solanales, Solanaceae. The record is from RefSeq and is a predicted model, not a curated record. Gene Ontology annotation, cellular component: ESCRT III complex; multivesicular body. The transcript has 11 exons. The coding region runs from base 274 to 942 and encodes 222 amino acids. Gene Ontology annotation, biological process: endosome transport via multivesicular body sorting pathway; protein transport; late endosome to vacuole transport.
UAUGUGGGAAAAAUAAGAAGAACAUUAUUCAGAGCCCACUGCACACACUACUAGAAGUAGGCGCCGCUGCCAUUUGCACCCUUUCCUCUUUGAGAUAAAAAAGAAAUCAAAAAAGGAAACAGAGAAAAGAAAAAAGCCAUUUUUUUAUCACCCAUUUUCAUGAUUUUGGUCUUCUUCAACAGCCAUUAGGUUUUUUUUUGCUUCCAUUUCAAGAAAAUUCUAGGGCAAAACUCCAUUCUUUUUCAUCAGAAUCAUUAGUUUUUGUUUAAGAAAAUGGAGAAGUUGAACAGCAUUUUCAAGAAGAAGACUUCACCAAAAGAAGCAUUGAGGACCAGCAAAAGGGAAAUGACUGUUGCUACCAGAGGCAUUGAACGGGAGAUUGCAUCUUUACAAAUGGAGGAGAAGAAGUUAGUUGCAGAGAUCAAGAAAACAGCCAAAACAGGAAACGAGGCCGCCACUAAAAUUCUAGCUCGUCAACUUGUGCGCCUGCGGCAACAAAUUGUCAAUUUGCAAGGUAGUCGUGCUCAGAUUAGGGGUGUAGCAACUCAUACACAGGCACUAUAUGCUAGCACCUCUAUGUCUACUGGAAUGAAAGGUGCAACUAAAGCAAUGACUGCCAUGAACAAGCAAAUGGCACCUGCAAAACAAGUUAAAGUGAUCAGAGAGUUCCAGAAGCAGUCAUCACAGCUGGACAUGACAAUUGAGAUGAUGUCAGAAUCCAUUGAUGAGACUUUGGAUAAAGAUGAAGCUGAAGAAGAAACCGAGGAGCUUACAAACCAGGUGCUGGACGAGAUUGGUGUGGACAUUGCAUCGCAGUUAUCUUCAGCUCCAAAAGGUCGGAUUGCAUCAAAGAAAGUCGAAAAUGUUGCCCCUCCUAGUUCUGACACUGCUGCGGAUGUUGAAGAACUUGAGAAGAGGUUGGCCUCUCUUCGAAGAAUUUGAUGAAGAACGGGGCAUAUUCGUGGACAGCUUUUAUAUGCGAUCCUUGUAUAAAUUCUCUUUAGAAUUAAAAAUAUAGUAUGUACCAUGAUACAAAUUUGUAUUUCUCGACUAUUUUUCUAUAGCACCAAACAUCAACAUUUAUGCUCUUGGGUGUUAUGAUCCUUCUUCAUGUAGUUUUUUGUAUGUAGUUCCUCAAAUUCAUUUCACAUUACUAAUGAAAAUCAUGGUCGCAUUUCUUAUCUUCAAA